Molecule: messenger RNA, 351 nt
Organism: Aspergillus puulaauensis
Lineage: Eukaryota; Fungi; Ascomycota; Eurotiomycetes; Eurotiales; Aspergillaceae
Product: RidA family protein
Exons: 3
Coding region: 1-351 (116 amino acids)
Cellular component (GO): cytosol; mitochondrion
Molecular function (GO): deaminase activity
Source: RefSeq, a predicted model, not a curated record
AUGUCCCGCCAACUCAUCUCCAGUGACAAAUUCCCUCCCAAGCCCCACAACUGCCCUGCUACCAAAGUCCCGGGCCUCGUCUUCCUCGCCGGCCAAACAGCCACUGGCGAGAUCAAGCAAGCCACGCGCACCGUCCUCCAAAACCUCAAAGAAGUACUCGAGCUCUCCGGGUCUUCGCUAGAACAGGUGGUCAAGUACAAUGUGUACCUGGCAGACAUGAAGGACUUUGCUGCCAUGAACGAGGUGUAUAUUGACUUCCUUCCCAAGCCCAUGCCGUCGCGCUCGUGCUUGCAGGCUGUUCCGCCUGGCGACGGGACGGUUAUUGAGAUUGAAUGUAUUGCGCAGGCUUAG